This is a messenger RNA of Tachysurus vachellii, 3060 nucleotides long. RefSeq names its product serine protease inhibitor A3L-like. The record is from RefSeq and is a predicted model, not a curated record. The transcript has 5 exons. Gene Ontology annotation, molecular function: serine-type endopeptidase inhibitor activity. Gene Ontology annotation, biological process: negative regulation of endopeptidase activity. NCBI's taxonomy places the organism in Eukaryota, Metazoa, Chordata, Actinopteri, Siluriformes, Bagridae. Bases 1287 to 2519 code for a protein of 410 amino acids.
AAAUCUGAAUACACAAUAACAAAUCCGAAUACACAUUAACAAAUCCGAAAACACAACGACAAGUCAGACAACCCAGAAAAGGUAGGUAUCGUUUGCGAAUGGAAAUUUAUCAAUCAUCGGACGAGACACCUGUCAUUCACCUGUAUAUCUUGAAUGACAGAUGUCUUGUCUAAUGAUCGGUAAGUUUCCAAUCACAAACUAUAUGUGUAUUCGGAUUUGUUAAUGAUUUAUUCGGAUUUGUUGUUUUGUUUUUGCAUUUGUUGUUUUGUUUUCGGAUUUGUUAAUGUGUAUUCGGAUUUGUUGUUUUGUUUUUGCAUUUGUUGUUUUGUUUUCGGAUUUGUUAAUGUGUUUUCAGAUUUGUUAAUGUGUUCUCGGAUUUGUUAAUGUGUUUUGCACUUCUCGGCCACCGUAGCAAUGACUUUUCAUGCUACACACGCUUCUGGCAACGGUCUGUAGGAUUAUAAAUUAAUUAAAAAAGUAGGACAUGCCAUUAUUUAAGCUGUCCCGGCUUUCACAUCUCUCCCGUCAAUGAAUGCAACCUGUUUAAAUGUUUUCUUCACAUUAUUGUCAUGUGAGGCUUCUGAAGAACAAUUCACAAGAGUAGAAAAGGUGGGAUCUCAUCUGUUGCAAACCCUGCACUGCAUGCUUUAAUUGCCAGGAACUACUUUAAUCCUAAAUCCAUUAUAAUUAUUUGGCAUGCAGCAUGCAUGUCCAAGAAAUGCCUGAAAAGUUCAGAAUUCAUUACCUACAUUAAAAAACAUGACUAGUUGGCAGGGAGGCUGGGGCUCAGGAAGCCAUUAGCAACAGCCUUAACUUUGUACAGUACAGGAUAUAAGGUCUUGCACCAACUGGGUGGAUUCAGCCAUAGAGUUGAUUUGGUGACACUUAAUCUGAAGUCCUGGUCAGAAGGUGCAUUAUUUAAAUCAUAAAGAUAAAAUACACAUUUAACCGUUUCUUUCUCUUAAUAAUAGGACAACAGUGACUUAGAUAACAUCAUCAUGUUCUUAUAAAGCUUGAGACGUCUGUUAGGAAACUAGCUUUUGAAAUGCAAAACGCAGAUCAUUCAAAUAAUCGAUAUGCUCGCAAUGUCCACUCCUGAGUGUCUGUUUGUAAGUAGUUAAUGAUUAGGAAGUAUUUUGGCUAAUAAACAUAAAAAUAAACAGGGUAAAGGUUGGUGUCUAUGCUCAUUUAACAAACAAAUAGGGUCGAGGAUUGCAGCUAUACACGAUUAACGAAGCAGGACUAUACAACAGGUUGGGGAAAACUGCUAUUUGGGAAGAAGUGUCAUGGCGCGAUGUGUCCUGUGUGUGUUGUGGUGUUGCUUUUCCUUUGUAUUGAUUUACACCAGCGUACACAGAGCUCCACAAAAACAUCCGUACUCUGAUUAUUGUGAAAACCUCAUAAAAGCACUGAGCGAGAUGAACAAUGAUUUUGCUUUCCGUCUGUACAAAAGCAUCAUGUCUGGUGCUCAGUCCCAGAACGUGUUCUUCUCUCCACUGAGCGUGUCCACGGCUCUGGCUGCAUUGUCUUUAGGAGCAGGUGGUGAGACUCAUCAACAGCUUCUCAGUGGCCUCGGAUUCAACAGCUCUCUCUUCACCAGUGAAGAAAUGCACCAGGCCUUCCUCAAUGUCCUCCAAAACCUCAAUCAGAGAACAGGGGUAGAUCUGAACAUGGGCAGUGCCGUCUACUUUAACAACAGCUUUAAACCACGUCCGGAAUUUCUGGAGAAUCUUAAGCAUUUCUAUCUUUCCAAAGGCUUCUCCGUCGAUUUUAAGAAUACUUCAGAUACCUCAGAUCAAAUAAACAACUAUGUGAGUGAAAAGACACAUGGUAAAAUCAGCAAUGUUAUUGAAAACUUGGAUGCACGUACCAUCAUGUAUCUCCUCAGCUAUAUAUAUUUUAAAGGUAAAGGGUUAUCAUUUCACCCCAACACUCGAGCGGAUCAAUUCCAUGUGGAUGAAAAAACAACUGUUCCAGUUCAAAUGAUGUAUAUGAUCUAUGGACGCGUUUACUAUGAUCAACAACUGUCUGUCAGAGUCCUUCGUUUGAACUACAUAGAUUCCUUCUCCAUGAUACUGGCUCUGCCUUACACAAAUAUUACAAUUUUGGAAGAGGGUUUACGUCCACACCACAUAACCAAGUGGCAAAAAUGGAUGUCAGAACGUGAUAUUAACAUCUUCGUCCCUAAACUGUCCCUAAAAACCUCCUAUUCUCUGAACAGCAUUCUGUCUGAAAUGGGAUUUAUGGAUAUGUUUACAGCUAAAGCUAACUUCUCUGGGAUUUCUGAUGAAAACUUGUUAGUUUCUGAGGCUGUACAUAAAGCCACACUAGAUAUAGAUGUGGAUGAAGCUGUACACACAGGAACAGCAGUGACUGGCUUCAUGCGCUAUUCUAGGACCUAUUAUUCAACGAUUAAAUUUGAUCGGCCAUUUAUGAUCUUCAUAGUUGACCAAAAAACAAACAACAUCCUCUUUAUGGGGAAAAUUGUAAAUCCUGCAAAUUCUGAUGUCCAUCAGUAAUAAACAAACAGAUAAAUGUGUCUUGUCCUAUGUCGCAUACAGGACUGAAGUGAUGGAGGGUAGAGAUGUGAUGAGAUGGGUUGGUGUGUGAUGGGAUGGGAGUCUGACUGCAAAACUAAAGAAAUAAAGAAAUUGUGAUGGUAUUUGGCCUUAAAAGUUUGGGUUCGGGCACCAGGGGCAAAAACCACCACAAUUAUUAAACUAGAUUUGUAAAGUUCGUCGAGACAAACUUUGAUGUUGGCUUUGACGGUGCAAGUAUUCGCAAAGGCCGGUGCUUUUUGGAGGCGAGUGGACAUAAGGGUUAGUGUUACUUUUGGAGGCAAGUGGACAGAAAGAUUGUGAAAGCUACUGGACCGCUAGGGUGCCAAUACUUUUGGAGGCGAGCAGACAUGAGCAUGUGACAUGAUCCGAAUACCCAUGAGGCAGUUCCCCUCAUUGUGCUGAGUGUCUUGAUAUGUCACAUGUCCAUGUUGUGCAAAUUUUUUAUUUUCACGUGAUGACACGUGACGACACGUGACGUGACGUGACCAUAACACACGUG